Molecule: messenger RNA, 988 nt
Organism: Carica papaya (papaya)
Lineage: Eukaryota; Viridiplantae; Streptophyta; Magnoliopsida; Brassicales; Caricaceae
Source: RefSeq, a predicted model, not a curated record
CCGUUUGUUCCCUCUCUUUCUCCACGUCGAGAGCACAUUUUCCCUUUUCACUUUCCUUUCUAUUUUCCAGGAAAACUCUCUCUUUGGCUGUCUCUCCUUCUAUCUGCACUGUAAAUUGGUCAUCUUAGCUUCAGCUUGAAGUUGCUCGAUCUGGAAAACACCUUCUCUCUCCCUCCCUAUAGAUAUAUACAUAUAUUUAUACAUAAACACGUGUACGUAGAUUCAUAAAAUCUCAUGUUAUAGAAAUUGGACGUGAAUAGUUAGUUGAUCGAGAGGAUCUUAUUUUCUUUUCCACUUUCAUUGAUUUUUGGUCAAUUUUUUCUGUUUUUAAGGAAUCUGUGAUAGAAUCAGAUUUUGGGAAUUUUUUGCUUAUGUUUUGAGAGGGAGAAAGAUGUCGAAUUUACAAAGCAAUUUCAAUCAGAAAAUCGACUAUGUGUUCAAAGUAGUACUUAUCGGCGACUCUGCGGUGGGAAAAUCGCAGCUACUGGCUCGAUUCUCGAGGAACGAGUUCACCAUCGAAUCGAAAGCGACGAUUGGCGUCGAGUUCCAAACCAGGACUCUCGUCAUCGAUCACAAGACCGUCAAGGCUCAGAUUUGGGAUACCGCGGGUCAAGAAAGGUACCGGGCAGUGACAAGUGCAUAUUACAGAGGAGCAGUAGGGGCAAUGCUGGUCUAUGACAUAACCAAACGCCAGUCAUUUGAUCAUAUAGCAAGAUGGUUGGAGGAGUUGAGGGGGCAUGCGGACAAAAACAUUGUCAUCAUGCUUAUAGGCAACAAGUCUGAUCUGGGGACUCUUCGUGCUGUACCCACUGAGGAUGCCAAAGAAUUCGCACAAAGGGAAAGCCUCUUCUUCAUGGAGACGUCAGCUCUUGAUGCCACCAAUGUGGAACCAGCUUUUCUCACAAUCCUGACAGAGAUUUAUCGAAUUGUCAGCAAGAAGCCCCUUACUGCCAAUGAUGAUGAGACUCUGGAGGGAGUUCAUCACUUC